Molecule: messenger RNA, 2884 nt
Organism: Ornithorhynchus anatinus (platypus)
Lineage: Eukaryota; Metazoa; Chordata; Mammalia; Monotremata; Ornithorhynchidae
Gene: PLA2G4A
Product: phospholipase A2 group IVA
Exons: 18
Coding region: 202-2451 (749 amino acids)
Biological process (GO): glycerophospholipid catabolic process
Cellular component (GO): cytosol; endoplasmic reticulum; nucleus
Molecular function (GO): calcium ion binding; calcium-dependent phospholipid binding
Source: RefSeq, a predicted model, not a curated record
GUCCUAGAGAUUGCUUAUGUUCAGGCACCGAAAAAGGAUCCUGCCCCAGAAAGCUAGAGGAAUAGUCGAGCCUUGGAGAAACUAGAGUACCACAGAACUGUUUAACCCAGCUACGGUACUCGGAGAGAGAGAACUUUGAAGUGGGAAGAGGCUUCGUUUGAAAUAUAAAGACGAUUCUUGAACAGCAUAGCGAAACCCAAAAUGUCCUCUAUAGAUCCUUAUCAACACAUUAUAGUGGAACACCAGUACUCCCACAAGUUCACCGUGAUUGUUUUACGAGCCACCAAGGUGACAAAAGGUGCCUUUGGUGACUUGCUUGACACCCCCGAUCCCUAUGUGGAACUUUUCAUCUCUUCGACCCCGGACAGCAGAAAACGAACGAGACACUUCAACAAUAAUGUGAAUCCCGUGUGGAAUGAAACUUUUGAAUUCAUUUUGGAUCCCAACCUGGAGAAUAUUUUGGAGAUUACUUUAAUGGAUGCCAACUACGUUAUGGAUGAAACACUGGGCACGGCAACAUUUCCAAUAUCCUCCAUGAAAGUCGGAGAGAAAAAAGAAGUCCCCUUCAUCUUCAAUGAAGUAACUGAGAUGUUCUUGGAAUUGUCUCUUGAAGUUUGCCCUUCUCCGGAUCUCCGGUUCAGCAUGGCUCUAUGUGACCAGGAGAAGAUUUUCAGGCAGCAGAGGAAAGAGAACAUAAAGGAGAAUAUGAAAAAACUCUUAGGCCCUGAGAAUAGCGAAGGCCUGUGCUCAUCCCGGGAUGUGCCAGUGAUAGCCAUUCUGGGUUCUGGAGGAGGAUUUCGGGCAAUGGUGGGGUUUUCUGGUGUUAUGAAGGCACUCUAUGAAUCUGGAAUUUUGGAUUGUGCUACAUAUAUAGCUGGACUUUCUGGAUCUACAUGGUACAUGUCAGCUUUAUACUCACAUCCCGAUUUUCCGGAGAAAGGUCCAAAGGAGAUUAAUCAGGAGUUAAUGAACAGUGUCAGCUACAACCCCCUUUUACUGCUCACACCUCAGAAAGUCAAACGAUACAUUGAGUCCUUAUGGAAGAAGAAAAGCUCUGGGCAGCCAGUCACUUUUACCGAUAUCUUCGGAAUGUUAAUAGGAGAAACUCUUAUCCACAAUAGAAUGAACAGCACACUGAGUAGUUUGAAGGAGAAAGUCGACAAGGCACAGUGUCCGCUGCCCCUCUUUACUUGUCUACAUGUCAAACCUGAUGUUUCAGAGCUCAUGUUUGCAGAUUGGGUGGAGUUCAGCCCAUUUGAGAUUGGGAUGGCUAAGUAUGGAACGUUCAUGGCUCCUGAUUUGUUUGGAAGCAAAUUUUUUAUGGGCACAGUUGUGAAAAAAUACGAAGAAAAUCCUUUGCAUUUCUUAAUGGGUGUCUGGGGAAGUGCCUUUUCAAUACUGUUUAACAGAGUGCUCGGAGUUUCAGGCACCCAAAACAAAGGGUCUACGAUGGAAGAAGAAUUAGAAAAUAUCACUGCAAAGCACAUCGUGAGUAAUGAUAGCUCUGACAGUGACGAUGAAUCGCAGGAACACAAAGGCACUGAAAAUACUGAUGCUGCCCAAGAGCAUCAAAAUAAUAAUCAAGCAAGUUGGGUACAGCGUAUGGCGAUGGCCUUGGUAAGCGAUUCCACGCUGUUCAACACUCGGGAAGGACGUGCCGGAAAAGUACACAACUUCAUGCUUGGCUUGAACCUCAAUACCUCCUAUCCGCUCUCCCCUCUGCGAGCCUUUGAUACCCAAGAAUCCUUAGAAGAUGAUGAAAUGGAUGCUGCUGUUGCCGAUCCUGAUGAGUUUGAGAGAAUAUAUGAGCCAUUGGAUGUGAAAAGUAAAAAGAUUCACGUGGUGGAUAGUGGACUCACAUUUAAUCUGCCAUAUCCCCUGAUUUUGAGGCCUCAGAGAGGAGUCGAUCUCAUCAUCUCUUUUGAUUUUUCUGCGAGACCAAGUGACUCCAGUCCUCCUUUCAAGGAAAUUCUGCUUGCCGAAAAAUGGGCUAAAAUGAACAAACUCUCCUUCCCGAAGAUUGAUCCUUACGUGUUUGAUCGAGAAGGACUAAAGGAAUGUUACGUCUUCAAGCCCAAGAAUCCUGAUGUAGAGAAGGAUUGUCCCACCAUUAUCCACUUUGUCCUGGCUAACAUCAACUUCAGGAAAUACAAGGCCCCAGGGGUUCCAAGAGAAACGCAGGAAGAGAAGGACAUUGCCGACUUUGAUAUCUUUGAUGAUCCAGAAUCGCCAUUCUCUACUUUCAACUUCCAGUAUCCGAACGAAGCAUUCAAGAGAUUGCAUGAUCUCAUGCAUUUCAACACACUGAACAACAUAGAUGCAAUAAAGAAUGCCAUCGCUGAAAGCAUCGAGUACAGAAGACAGAAUCCAUCUCGCUGUUCAGUAUCCCUCAGUAACGUUGAGGCUCGAAGGUUCUUCAACAAAGAUCUCCUGAAUAAACCAUCCGCAUAAAUGGGAGUUUGGAAACUCCACAGCGUCUGGAUCGGAAAACACAUUACAAAGGCCAAAUGUAACUCUGGAGAAAACCAAGUGGACAGAUCUAAAAAUCUUAUUUGUUUUGCUGCACAGGCAAAAUGUGAUUAUGAUCUCGUGGAGCUGAUAAAUGACUUUGGUAGCUACCUAUAAAUUCUCUCGGUAUGAAUUUCUAGAUGAAAUUGUGGGAGCUUAUAGUUCAUUUUUCAACAUUCCCUACCAACUGUCUUGUUAUCUAGGCUAUUUUUUAAAAUGUUGAUUUUUUUUUCCUUAAUAUUUAAUAGAGUGACUUCAAGUAAGGUUUUUUAAAUGGAGUGUGACUUUUAUCUGCUGACCAGAUUUACCACACCAUGGGACAACACUAUCUCUUAUUUAUAUAUAUAAAAUAAACCAUGUAUUUCUUUAUAAAGGU